CUCUGGGCUGGGAGGGAAUUCAGGGAUCACCUCAUUCCAUGUCCUGCCACGGGCAGCGACACCUCCCACUAUCUCCAAGCCCCAUCCAACCCGGCCUUGGGCACUUCCAGGGACGAGAAGCGGGGAAUUCCCCAGCACAGCCAGAGCUUGUCUGCUCUCCCUGUUGUGAUUCCAUGUUUCUUUUCCCAUCCCAUCCCACUCCAGCUCGCUGCAGCCGCCCCAAGGCCGUGGCCAACGCUCACAUCGACGCCGGGAACCGCACGGAGCUGAACUCCCGCCUGCGCUACGCCUGCAACCCCGGCUACAAACGGAAAGCUGGGACCUCCAGCCUCAUCCAGUGCAUCCUCUGGAACGGCUCCGAGCCCCGCUGGACCCACCCCACGCUCCAGUGCAUCCGAGAUCCAGCUCUUUCCUGGGAAACCCCCGCCCUGGAGAGCACGACCCAGAGGGCAGGUACCACAGGUGCCACCCCAAAUUCCAGCCCCUCUCCAGCUUCCAGCCAGUCCCCUGUGCCAGCAGCAGCUGAUGGGCUGUCACCAGAUGGAUCCAGGCCAGCGGAGAUGGUUCCAACACUGGACACACCCAGGCUGGGAGAGGGGACAACCCCGCUGCCCAUCCCUCCCACGGAUUAUGCUGCAGUUUCCAUCCAGUCCGUGGUCUCUUCUGUUGUGUCCAUCCCACAGGACUCCUGGUGCUGCUGGCCACCGGGACUGCGGCCGUCUGCUGCUGGAGGAGGAGGAGGAGGAAAUUCACCAGGCAGGGCUACACAGUGACAGAGCCAGACAUUCCCAUGGAGGGAAUUCCCUCUGGGAACGAGGAGGUGGCACCUCCUGCCAUUGUCCCCACGGGCUGAGCACCCACCCUGGGGACACUGAGCACCCACCAUGCCCAGGGAUGGAGUUCUGGAUGCUUCCCUGAGGGGUGGCACAGCACACGGAGCAGCCGGGCACGCGUGGCUGCUCUUCCCAGCCUGAACACAGAUGAUUCCCAUGGAUCAUCCCAAAGCCACGGAGGCAGAGCCAGAGGUGUUGGGACCAUCCCACCCCAGAGCCCAGGGAUCCUCUGGAAGCGCUUCCAGCACCAAUCCCAGCUCUGGAUCCUGAUCCCCACUGGCUCAGGGGGAACCCAAGCUGGAGCAGUC
This is a messenger RNA of Passer montanus (Eurasian tree sparrow), 1141 nucleotides long. It is a transcript of the gene IL15RA, whose product is annotated as interleukin 15 receptor subunit alpha. Gene Ontology annotation, molecular function: interleukin-15 receptor activity. Lineage: Eukaryota; Metazoa; Chordata; Aves; Passeriformes; Passeridae. The record is from RefSeq and is a predicted model, not a curated record. The transcript is spliced from 7 exons. Bases 39 to 773 code for a protein of 244 amino acids. Gene Ontology annotation, biological process: interleukin-15-mediated signaling pathway. Gene Ontology annotation, cellular component: plasma membrane.